This is a messenger RNA of Pimephales promelas (fathead minnow), 1716 nucleotides long. RefSeq lists its product as uncharacterized. Gene Ontology annotation, molecular function: DNA-binding transcription factor activity, RNA polymerase II-specific; RNA polymerase II transcription regulatory region sequence-specific DNA binding. The record is from RefSeq and is a predicted model, not a curated record. NCBI's taxonomy places the organism in Eukaryota, Metazoa, Chordata, Actinopteri, Cypriniformes, Leuciscidae. Gene Ontology annotation, biological process: embryo development; regulation of transcription by RNA polymerase II. Gene Ontology annotation, cellular component: nucleus.
UAAAGAAUUAGAAAUACGUUUUUCGCAUAUUAGCAAGAGGAGCAAUGCUUUGUAAAACAUCUCCGAUCUGGAUAAGGGACAGAGGUCGAUCCGUUUCAAGAUGUGAUAGUGUUGGCUUAUCAUAAGCUCGGACGUAAAAACGUAAACAAACGCGGCACGUGCUUUUAGCGCGUAGUUGAUGUGUAUGAGUUGGCAUUCAGGCCAAUAAAUGGAACGAAUAUUUUCAUCUCCGUAAAGGUGGCUAAGUCUCGUUACCAAACAAACAGGAAAAGAACAGGUGUAACAGCUUAUACUUGAUUAAGUUUGCAUCAUUGCUCGUUAUUUUCCAGUGUAUUACUGUGAAGCAGCUUGGAAACAAUCUGAUAUCUGUCUAGCAUUCUCGUAAAGAUGGAGUUUAUUAAAGAUGAGAGUGAUGCAGAGGCAUGCAGAGUGAGAGAUGAAGAUACUGACGAACAAAUAGACCCGGUGCAAGUGAAAGAUGAAAGUCAAGUGAAUGACACACAGGAGACACAUCUGUAUCAAGAAGCUCGUUUCAGAAGUGGAGACAAAUCUUUAAGUUGUUCAGAAACGAAACAGAAUCUCUCACAAAAAGCGAAGCGGAGAACAGAAGCCCACAGUUGUUUCACCUGCCCUGAGUGUGGAAAGAGUUUCACACAUAAAGGACACUUCAAUGAACACGUCAAAAUUCACUCCGGAGUGAAGCCCUUCACCUGCCCUCAUUGUGAAAAGAGUUUCACGUGUAAAGGGCACCUCAAAAGGCACGUACGGAUUCACACCGGAGAGAGGCCGUACACGUGCAGUCAGUGUGGAAAGGGUUUCAAAUGUGCGACGAACCUCAAAGAUCAUCAGCGCUCGCACUCCGGAGAAAGGCCGUUUAAGUGUGAUCAGUGUGGUAAAAGUUUUAUUUUGGCAUCAUGCCUAAAGGCCCACAUAAAAAUUCAUACAAAUGAGAAGCCUUACGUGUGUGCUGUGUGUGGAAAGGGCUUUUUGCGCUUGGGCUGUUUUAAUGAUCACCAGAAAAUCCACACCGGCGAGAGAUCUCAUAUAUGUUUUGAGUGUGGAGACACGUUUACUAGAUCCAGUGCGUUGAAACAGCACCAAAAAAUCCACACUGGAGAAAAACCUUUCAAGUGUUCAUAUUGCGGAAAGGGUUUCACUCAUUCUGGAGCCCUGAAAAGACACGAGCGAGUGCACACUGGAGAGAGGCCGUAUCACUGCACUGCGUGUGGGAGGACUUUCACCCAAUCCAGUGAUCUACAGAAUCAUAUAAGAAAGCCUUGUCCAAUGUUGUCACACAGUGAGCAAAGUUCAUCUUCAGUUGCAGUUUAAACAGUGAGAAGUUGCAGUUGUGCUGAAUGAGCUUUACAAAACAAACUUUUCCUUUUGAAAAGGAGGGUGUGUUGUCGCUGUCAGAUGCCACAUGUUUAAAGGAACUAUUUUCUUUGAUUGGAGUAGAAAUGCUAUUAAUUGGACUGUUAAGGCACCACGAUUCUUUUCUUUUCAGUUGUCGUACCGGUAGUUACUCGAUCGGUCUGUCUGAAAAUAUUUCAAGAAAUGAAGUUAAUUUGGUAAUUUCAUUUUUUUAACUGUGGGUAAGGGUUAUGUUUGAAUAGGGUAGCUUGUCUCGUACAGUCUCUUCUAAUCGAAGGCAGACACUAACGUGUAGUGUGGUGACCACAUGCCAUUUCCAGAAAUAAAAAAGCUACACUAAUCUUC